ACCAACAAUAAUAGAUUAGUGAUUGUUGGUUACAGUUUACUGAGCAGAUAGUCAGAGGAGGUGAAUGAAGUGAACAGUCGUCAGAUGCGGCAGAAAAAUUACUGAUAAUAACUGUUGCCAUUGCUGAAUUUGGAUUGAUCUGAAAUCGAAGAGAUGAAACUACAGGCCAUACUGUGUGUCUUUCUCCAGCUCUUUUUUGAGCUUUCAUCGUGCACACAUCUCCGGGUGUUACAAGGCUCUACUCUGGAGCUGCCAUGUCUCUUGUUCCAGACUGACUUUACUGACGCUGACAUCACCUGGACAUUCAAUGGUAGAAACAUAAGCGCGGAGUCGACUGGCUCUCUUAGAGUUAAAAAGGGUGGCUAUCUCUCUAUAUCCCCUGUAACUGCUGCCAACGACGGCGAGUAUCUGUGUUUGGCGAAGGAGAACAAUGUUGAGACCACAAGCACAUACAAAGUCUCCGUUGAAGCAUCAAUUGCCUAUACCAUUAAGGCAACCGAAGGCUCAACUGUUCACCUCCCGUGUCAUUUCCCACCUAGCAGCCAAGUCAUGGCCAAUGCAGUCUGGUUCAAAGAGACGGAAGCUGGCACAAAGACAAGUCUGAAUACUGAAGACGAUUCAACAGAUGAUAGUAAUAGACUGAAGCUGCUCUAUCCACUUGACCAUGUUCAGACUGUGGUAAUCAGAGACACGGUCAUGGAGGAUGCUGGAAUUUACCAUUGUGAAUCUACGGAAGGAAAGAAGCUCAGCACCAUAUACAUUAUUGUUGAAGCUGCUCCCACCUCCGUUCCCUCCACUUGCGAGGGCUUCACCACAGCAUGGGAGCCAUGUCAGGACGAGAACAGCCACACAGGGGGGUCCGUGUUGCAGGAGUCCAUGGCAGAGUUUUCCAUGAAGCUCUAUUCUUUCCUCAGAGAGUCAUAUCCUUCUGGCAACUUGCUCAUUUCUCCUCUCAGCAUUAGCGGGAUGCUCUCCCAUUUGUUGUUAGGCGCAAGGGAUCACACCCGCAAAGCCAUUGAGAGGGCAGUCUGUGUGCCUCACAACUUCCACUGUGUUCAUUUCCAGAUGAAGAAGCUGAGAGAGAAGUUGGCCAGUUCCUUGCAGAUGGCCUCCCAGAUCUACUAUAACCCACAAAUGAAUCUGAGCGAGUCCUUUACUAACCAGUCCAUUAGAUUCUAUGAAGCAGAGCCCACCAGACUGCUGGAAACCAGCGAGGAAAACACAGGGAUGGUUAACAGCUGGGUGUCACAUAAAACCAAGAAUAAAAUCACACAGUUGGUUGACUCCAUUCCACCCAGCACACAGCUGAUCCUGCUCAACGCUGUCGCCUUCAGUGGUCAGUGGAAGAUCAAGUUCGAUGUCAAACCAAGAAAGGGUCUUUUCACCAAACUGAAUGGUGAUCUGGUGAAGGUGCCACUGCUCUAUCAUCAGCGAUACACGGCUCCUAUGAUAUAUGCGGUUGAACUGAAGGCGCAGGUGGCGAGGUUUGCUCUCUCUGGUGACAGCAGUCUUUACAUCCUGCUGCCUCGCUCCAACAAAGUGACAGACCUGCAACAGGUGGAGGAAAAGAUGACGGACACAGCUGUGCAUCGAAUGAUCGAACAAAUGAAAACAACGCCUCCGGAAAAUAUCGAGGUUUCUCUGCCCCAAAUCAACCUGGAUGUCCAGCCAGACAUGAACAUGCUCAUCAGGAAAUUGGGACUGUCAUCGCUCUUCGAGGAUGCCAACCUGUGUGGCCUCUUCUCUGAGCGGAAGCUGGCUCUGGACGGUGCCAGACACAGAGCCUUCCUCAAACUGACCGAAGAGGGAGUGGAGGCCGGCGCUGUCAGCACUGUGAUCUUCUCUCGCUCCUACCCUUCCUUCUUGGCCAUGCGGCCUUUCAUCAUGCUGCUGUGGAGUGACCAGGCCAACGUGCCACUCUUUAUUGGCAGAGUGACUGACCCGUGAGCAAGUGAGAGGCGGUGGAGGGUCAUACGUGCAGAGAGAGAGGGAGUGGAAAUUAAGCAUAUGAGCAGGAAUGAUAUGAUAAAAGAUAUUUCAAAACUGGACAUAAAACAAAAUAAAUCCAGUGACAGUAUUGCUUCAAGUAAUCACUAAAGCGAGGCUUACAAAAACACAUACGCAGGCUUGUUUAUGGAUUGUUCUCCAAGGAUGAUGAUGAAUAAACACACACUCACAGUG
Molecule: messenger RNA, 2181 nt
Organism: Scophthalmus maximus (turbot)
Lineage: Eukaryota; Metazoa; Chordata; Actinopteri; Pleuronectiformes; Scophthalmidae
Gene: serping1
Product: serpin peptidase inhibitor, clade G (C1 inhibitor), member 1
Exons: 11
Coding region: 154-1947 (597 amino acids)
Biological process (GO): negative regulation of endopeptidase activity
Molecular function (GO): serine-type endopeptidase inhibitor activity
Source: RefSeq, a predicted model, not a curated record